Messenger RNA from Penicillium digitatum Pd1, 411 nucleotides. RefSeq names its product protein ccpA (gene ccpA). NCBI's taxonomy places the organism in Eukaryota, Fungi, Ascomycota, Eurotiomycetes, Eurotiales, Aspergillaceae. The record is from RefSeq and is a predicted model, not a curated record.
AUGCACUUCUCUAAGACCCUGGCCACCGCGGCCACCUUCGCCCUGAGUGUCUACGCCGGCUUCCCGGUUGCAAGCGUCAGUUUCCAGUCCUGGGAGAGGUGUGAUGUUGGCCAUCCCGCAUUCGGCGAGCCCAAGUUCUCUGCUGAUGUGAGCGUCACUCCCGUGACUUGCGACAAGACCACCGUCAACCGUGACUGGAGCAUUGACAAUUAUUCCUUCCGCGCUCGUUUGGACACCGAGGACACUGUCUUUUGCCAUGGCGUGACCAUUUGGAACAACGAGGGCUGCUCUGGCGAUCCUGUGCACUUCCUGCCUUUCCACCACGGCCCCUUCGCCGAGGGGCAGUGUAUCCCUGACAUCCUCGAGCCUGGGUUUGUCUCCUUCAAGCUGGCUUGUGAGGGGUUCCCCUAG